Messenger RNA from Aureococcus anophagefferens, 216 nucleotides. RefSeq lists its product as hypothetical. The transcript has a single exon. Lineage: Eukaryota; Pelagophyceae; Pelagomonadales; Pelagomonadaceae. The record is from RefSeq and is a predicted model, not a curated record. Gene Ontology annotation, cellular component: endomembrane system. The annotation marks the transcript as partial.
GGGCCCAACUUCUACCAGAUGCUGGACGUCACGCGCGGCUCGUCGGCCGUCGACAUCAAGCGCGCGUACAAGCGCAUGAGCCUCGAGCUCCACCCCGACAAGAACCCGAGCCCGACGGCGAUCGACGACUUCGCGGCGCUCAAGAACGGCUACGACGUGCUCAUGGACAUGGAGACGCGCGAGAUCUACAACCGCUUCGGCGAGGACAAGGUCAAG